GCCGCAUAUAAUCUAUUCUAUGUGCGAUCUACCGUGAAAUAAAAAGGAAUGAGACGCACUUUUUAUUAUGUACUAUACUCUCUCUCUCUCACUCCCCCUCCCACUAUAUAUACUUUUUGUCUUUUUCCUCCCCGGACCUUCCGCCCCUUCCCCUUCAUUUUCCUUCUCUAUAGUCCCAAACGGAGAACCUAUAUACGUCCACUCUAAAUCGAAAAAAAAGAUGAUGGAAGGAGCAGUACCAAGACAACCAGCGAUAUCGCUUCAAUUCAGUGUAGUUGGCAUGACUCAUAUGUAGUACAUUGAAUAGUGACAGAUGCGGAAGCUAUUUUCCAAUGUUGCCCCGCACGCGUACAUGUCGCGAUUUACCGAGAUAUAGUAACUUUAGUGCGAAUUUUUCGCAAGAUAUAAAAACCUGCAGGAGUUUUGCACUAUCAUACUACUGUUGCUUUGCUCCUGACAGAAAAGAGAAAGCCUCACUUUCUCGGAAAUACGCCAUGUUAUUCAUACGCUCAUGCACGACAUUGUCUAACCGACAUUCGUUUCGAGUGCUCUUAUCACCAGUCACCAAACGUCAUUUGACUUUAGACACUCUUAAUCCUCGAAUAAUAACAAAAGUUCUGGACGAGUAUGUAAUUGGACAGGAAAGGGCAAAAAAGACCUUAUCGGUAGCCGUGUACAACCAUUAUACUCGAGUUCAAGCGAAUAUGGCACGAGCCCAAGCGGCACGUAAACGAGAAGAAGCAGCAGGAGGAGGAAACCGGCAACCAUCAUCCACAGUAGCAACGGGAGUCGAUGACGAUCAUCCACAUAUCUUUCAUCAUCAUGAACAAGAAGAGGAACCAUCUCCAGUUGUAAUUGGUGACCAGGAAGAGAAAGAGCAGCAGGACCUGCUCUCUUCAUCAUCAUCAGCGGCAGCAGCAGCAGCCAAUUCCAUGGCAGAAAACGAAAUGGAUACGACGUUGCUGGAAAAGAGCAAUGUGUUACUUAUUGGGCCGACAGGAUCAGGAAAAACAUUACUGGCCAAAACAUUGGCAAAUAUCCUCCAAGUUCCCUUUUCAAUGUCGGAUGCUACGUCAUUUACACAGGCUGGCUAUGUUGGUGACGAUGUUGAAUCGGUUAUAGAGCGACUGCUUCAGAGCUGCGACUAUGAUAUUGACAAAGCAGAAACGGGAAUUGUGUUUAUUGAUGAAAUUGACAAGUUGGCACGAACGGGUGGACCCGAAGGCACAAGGUCCUCUUCAAGAGAUGUCGGUGGUGAAGGCGUGCAGCAAGCUCUUUUGCGUAUGCUAGAAGGAACCACUGUCAAAGUGACCAAUAAGGGCGUGCCGACAUCAUCCAAUCUUAGUGGAGGAACGUAUAUGGGUCAACCGGUCAAUCCUCCUUCAGCUUCUUCUUCUUCUUCUUCUUCUGCUUUAAAGACAGCUCCAGGUGGUGGUCCAGGUGAUUCUUAUAACGUCGAUACGAGCAACAUUCUUUUUAUUUUGAGCGGUGCAUUUGUUGGAUUGGAAGAGCAUAUUAAGCAACGCUUGAACAAAGCUUCUAGUACAGGAUUUGGUGAAGGCAUUAUCACUACUACUACUGCAUAUAAAACAACGUUGGAUCAUGUUGAACCCCACGAUAUCAUGAAAUUUGGGUUCCUGCCUGAAUUUGUAGGAAGAUUACCCGUUGUUGCCAGUGUCAAUCAAUUGUCCGAAGAUGACCUUGUGCGGGUACUGACAGAGCCCAAGAACGCUUUGGUAAAGCAGUAUCAGGACCUCUUCCAUUUGUAUCAGGCGGAAAUCCGGUUUACAAACCAAGCAUUAUCCAUCAUCGCUCGACAUGCUGUGCAAAAGCAAACUGGUGCUCGCGGUCUACGACGCAUCAUGGAAAACCUUCUACUCGAUGCUAUGUAUGACACACCAGGAUCCAGCAUUCGGCAUAUUCUCGUUAACGAAGAUGCUGUCUCGGAAAAAGGAAAGCCACUCUAUUAUCCAAGAGGGCAAUGGUCGUUUAUGGAGUACAAGCUAGAGCAAGAAAACAAUGGGAACGAAAAUACGCGGAAGAUUAUUUCACGCGAAUAAAUAUUACCACGUGUGCAUGGCUGUUGUAGCUACAUUAAAGAAAUCUUUUACAGUCGGUGUUGAUAUUGCAAACGACAACGACAAGAGGACAAUGAGCAUGUCCCUUUGUCUCUUGUUGCAAUUGUUACUCUAAAAACAACUACAGUGUAGAAGCGACAAACAUGUGUACUAGACCACACCAUACAGUUAUGAUGGGUGGCCAGUAGGGUUGAUCAGUAAGCAGCAAAAGUCAGAUGAC
Zychaea mexicana is the source of this 2298-nucleotide messenger RNA. Its product is annotated as P-loop containing nucleoside triphosphate hydrolase protein. The coding region runs from base 333 to 2060 and encodes 575 amino acids. Lineage: Eukaryota; Fungi; Mucoromycota; Mucoromycetes; Mucorales; Lichtheimiaceae. Gene Ontology annotation, biological process: proteolysis; protein catabolic process. The record is from RefSeq and is a predicted model, not a curated record. The transcript has 7 exons. Gene Ontology annotation, cellular component: mitochondrial matrix. Gene Ontology annotation, molecular function: ATP binding; ATP hydrolysis activity.